AAUGCUGAGGAAAAAUGCAUGCUUUUGAUAUAGUUAAAUGAGCUGAAAUCUUAUUUUCUCGAUGCCACUGCAAAUCUUCGGGUCGACAGUCGAUCGAGAGUGGCUGCGAUGUUGCGCAGAGUAUUACUGGUGAUCCAUGAGAGAUCAUGACGUCGUGAAUGUGGGAAAACCAGUCAGUGUUUGCCCUGAGCUCCACUCAUGUGUUAAGUGAGCUCGCUGGAAAUUACAAAUGAGUAUAUAUUUUACAUAGUUGAUGGACACACAUUGGCAGUGCGGGGCAACAGGUUAACGCAGAGUUUCUCUAGCAUGUGUGCGUUGGUCAGUGUGUUUACUUUUUUUCCUCUCUCGCAAAAUUAAACACGCGAAAUAAAUAAAUACAAUGCACUGAAGUCUGUGAAAUUGGCGAAAGGCUGUGAAAUGAACAAGAAGGAGAGGAAGUACAGGAUGAAACAGCCACGGCAAAACAGAAUCAGAAAGACUCUGACGGGCUGCGAUGAGAUCCUGAACACGAAGUACUUGAGGAAGCAGCUUUACACUCGCCUGCUGUCCUCGAAUUGCUCCAAGGAUUGCCUGAAGAACAUCAGAGACACGAAGACUUCCAGUCAGUUGGCAAAUGCUGUGACGGAAAUGUCGAAGUAUGUUCAGGAGAAGUUGCCGGAGAUUAUCAAAGAUCCUUUGCUGACUUCCAUGGACACUUAUGCGAAGCUGGCGAGCGCAGAGAACGGAAAGAACCUCAGCAAUUUCGAACUUUCCAUCAUUCUGAAGGGAAUUCAUGAGAUUUAUCCACUUCCUGAGAUGCAAGAUCAGACGUCGCUGAACGUGAGGAAUCUCUACCUGUUUCUCCACAAUCUCAGCAUGGGACAGCCCGCUUCUGCUCUCGAGGAGAGCUCGCUGAUUGUCCUCCGUGAGGCGUUUAAUGAAUUGAUGGAAGAGGUGAACUCGGAAGAGUCUAACGAGAGGCUGAAGCAACUGCAGGAGUUGAUGAAGAAUAGAAGGCAAUUGGAGCCGGAAGGUAACGAUGAUGCGCAGCAUCUUCUGCAGAAUGAGUUGAAUUUGAGGGAUUCGAGCCUGAAUCUGUUUCAGAUGCCACCGGAAGUGUUGGAGGGAAUGAAAGACAAGUGAGAGAGUAAUAUUUUCAUUAUUCUUAUUCACUAUUAUAGAUUCUUACAUAUUUGGAUCCAAUUUACAAUGAUUAAAUUUUUUUUUUCCUUAAAAUCGAACAAUGGAGACCGAAUAGUUUUACUUUGUUGUUCAACACUUUGAAGUGACCUUCUUCACUACUGCUGUUCAUCAAAAAUAUCCCUUUCGCACACACUCCUUAGAAUCCACCCGAUGCCUUAGCUUAUAAGUUUAAUGAUAUUUAGUAAGUCGCGUAAGUUUCCCUUUCUCAGAGGAGUUAUUCUUGGUACUUAGCUACAAACUACGACGUUAUGUCCAAAAAAUGUACAGUGUAAGAAAUGGCUAGCUUAUGUAAGAAAGGUUGAAUUAUACAAAUACGCCUUGAAUAAGUUAUACAGUUAACAGUAUGGAUUUCUAGAGUAGUCAGUCGAGAAGAUCUCCGCACGUGGCGGAGAAGAGUCGGUGAAGAUAACGAGGUAUAAUUCUCACUAUGUUUUUUUUUACCCAUUAUAUCAUACAAGUUUAUCAUUAAUGGCUUUACGCUCCUAAUCGCCUAACACGCGAACUACAGAGUCACAACGAGAGAGUGAGAGCAAGUGAGAGGUGGUUCUGCUGGACGGGGGGACGAAGAUUUGGGGGGAGUUGGGGUGGAUUUACAAUAUCUAUUUACAUUCCUACGUGCAGCAGCUGAGUUCUCGGCUGAUAUUUCAAGUGAGAUCUCGGCCCCGAUUGUGCAGCGCUACGUUUCAGAUUGUCGUUGGGCAUUCCUAUCUAUCUAAUGUUAACAUGCUCUUGAGCCUCUAAAUGUAACCGCUAAAAUUAAAAUUAUACUCCUAGAGAUUACUUAUUCUCUCCUUGAACAUUAUACUGCAUGAUUAUUACAUUGUUACUUAUCUCACUACCACACUUUACAUUGAGCAACAGACAACAAAAUCUUAUCGCCUAUCCUUCUGCCUAAAUGUACACUUCUGGAUUUGGGAGUUGAGAGAGUUCGCAGUGCCAAGCUGUGCAAUUUGUGGAUAAAUCUUGCGGAAUUGUGGGAAUGGGAAUGAGUUUCUGGGCGGGGCAUUCUAAUGGGCGUGGCCUAAAUCUGAUUGACUGUUACGACGCCAUGGCACUGAACAAACCUCCGAAAUACAGGGGAAUUUUUACAAUUACUUUGAGAAUAUGUUCUCGGACGAUUUCUUAACGGGUUGUGACGCUUGAGAAGGUGAAAAAAGAUAUUUUGAGUGAUAUGAAAAGUUAUAUCGAGUGAAUUUAAAAGCCUAUGUAAAUAGUAAAAAGUGUAAAAAGAUGAAUAUUUGUUUUACUGGUAAUUCUACGGUAGUUUCUUGAGUGUGAAAGGUUUUCAAGUAUAUUGAAGUAUCCAAUUAGAAGGUGAAUUAAUACUUAAGUUAUUUGAUGUCACUUCUCUAGAAUAUUUAGUUUAAAAAUUCAAUCGAUUGUCAGUUAGAGAUGCUUUCUAUACAAGUUUUAAAAUGUUCUAUUUCUCAUUCAUAUAAAUAGACUUUGAUUCACGCAAAAAUUGACAUUGAAUGUUACGAUUUUUUUCUCUUAAGAUUUAUCCAUUACUUUAGUUUUUUUGUGUUGUAAAUUUUUAUUCAUAAAUUAGUUUUUUUUUUCUUCUUUAAACAUUGAGAUAGAUCCUUUUUGAUUUAUACGCCUUUUUGAUGUGAAUACAAUGUACAUUUCCUUCUCACAAUCCUUUCUUCUUCUUCUUUUGGUAUAUUUGUAAAUAUUUCUGUGUUUAUUUCAAAAUACUUUUGUAGCAUUGUUUCCAUUGUCCGUUACAUCUAUUUCUUGUGUUUAUAAUAUUUUUAAGAAGUCAUUGAAAACCGGAGUUUUGCUGACAGAGUUCACAUAUUAUUUGAUUUAUGAAUACACACACA
Messenger RNA from Phlebotomus argentipes, 3008 nucleotides. RefSeq lists its product as uncharacterized. The coding region runs from base 418 to 1122 and encodes 234 amino acids. The record is from RefSeq and is a predicted model, not a curated record. NCBI's taxonomy places the organism in Eukaryota, Metazoa, Arthropoda, Insecta, Diptera, Psychodidae. The transcript is spliced from 3 exons.